Molecule: messenger RNA, 4403 nt
Organism: Cryptotermes secundus
Lineage: Eukaryota; Metazoa; Arthropoda; Insecta; Blattodea; Kalotermitidae
Product: heparan-alpha-glucosaminide N-acetyltransferase
Exons: 14
Coding region: 2002-3771 (589 amino acids)
Source: RefSeq, a predicted model, not a curated record
ACACAGUGAUGUAGCUUUGAGAAAAUAAUUAGUAUUCACAAAAUGUGCUGACAGUUUGUGUACAUGAAGUGGUAGAAAAAGACACAAUAGGGCUCACCCAAACUCUUAGUAGUAAUGAGAAGACUCAGAAAUGAUCAUCUUUGGUACUUUGCUGUUCAUUCAAAUAAAAAUAUAACCCAAAUAGAACACAAAGUUAGGUAAAUAAAUCAACUGAAGACUUCAGUAAGUCUGAAACAGAUACUUGACCAUAACGAAAGGAGCAGGUUGUAGCUGUUUUCAUAUCCAGCAGUAAUGUGGAUUUAAAAUAAGAAAUGCAUAUAGGAACUGAACUAUUUUAAAGAUGACACACUACACAGACAUUACCACACAACAGUCUGUACAGAUGUUAAAAGUGGUAACUAUGUACAAGAAUGGACUUGCUCAAAACAACACGUAUUAUUCUAUAGUUGGUCAUUUCACACAUACCUAUUGCAUUCUCUGUUGUACUCUUAAAUGACAUAUAGUGAAAGAAAGUAAACAAUUAAAACAGACAGAAAUGUAGUGAGUCCUGUUACAGUCCUCUGCUGCUAUAAGAAUGUACAGUUAAUCCACAUGAUAGGUAGCAACUUGAAGUGCAACCUAUUCUGCUGCAGAAGGCUGUAAGUUAAGAGCAUAACCAUAUGGAUAACAAAUAUUUUUGGAAACUGUUCAGUUACAGUAUGAAGGCCUAUCAAAAAGUAAUAACAAACACAAUAUGAGAUCUCACAAACUUUGGAAUGUAUUCCCUUCAAAGUAGUCUCCACACAACAGAAUAGCUCAAUCCCAGUGUUCUUGCUUUGUUAGAGCAUGCCUACAAUUCAUUUUUUUGGAAUGGCUCUCAGUUUAUUGUCACAUUUUCACUAAUGCCCUUGUUGUAAAACGUUCUCCUUUUAAAUUCAGUUUUCAGUUUAGGAAAAGUAUGAAUGUAUCACAAGGGGCCAAAUUAGGGGAGUAGGUAUAUUGCGAUAUCAAUUGUCAAUGAAUAUACGUCGUUUCAUAUGUGCUUCAGAGCCCACUAAUUCCCAGAAAAUAAUCGCAGACAGCAGUACUAUUUCAGAAAGCUGUCAAAUCCUUAGGAGUAAGUAGAAUGUAAAAUGCUAUGUGCAGGUCUACGAUGAGAGUACGACCACAACAUCCGUUUACAUCAGUAUUAUAAUUUCAGGUGGUUCACUAUCCUCAUGUCCACCGUCAAUAAUAUGAACAGAAGAGGAUUCAGUGGAUCAUUAUAGUGUGCCAUCAUUUGCAACAUAUUGUCACUUAAAGGUUAAGGAUCAACCCAUCCCUUACACCAGUGAACUCAUAGUUAUGGUCCAUGAUAUCCCUAAUGAGGGUUUUUUAUUUAGAAAAUUGCCAUUUCCCAUCGCUGAGUCUAGAGCCUGUAAUAGUUUUCUCGUGUUUAAGCUGUCAAAAGGGUUUGCAUAACGAUAAAUAGCGUUGUUCGUUCUGAAUUACGUUGUGUAUUUUAGCAACACCACAUGAUGAUAAUAUUAUGAAAUUCAAUGCUUAUGAAACGUUUUAUGAAUUCCGUAUAUUGUUAGUUUGAGUCUUAUUAAUUUCGGAACUCCUUUGCUCACGACCUAUUAAUUCAUCCUGAUAGCUUCAGCUAGCAAGGUAAAUCUCAUUCCAUGUAUUAGUUUCAAUGGUUCAAAGUCGCUUACAAUGCUUCCGGUUACGGUUUAGCUCCUGGUGUUUGCUUCCAUAGGGUGAUACAGAUUGGUCAAAUCUGUGGUGUUGAACGGUGUCAAAUGGGAAAGUAUUCGAAGACUGUUGGUCGUGAUUUUACAAAACAAAUGGAAAGGCAAACGGAAUAAUAAUGGUAACAUUAGCAUUUCUCGCCUAGAAAAGAAAAGAUACCGCCAGAAUAUACAUUUUGGACAACUCUUCGACACUGAAGAUAGAGAAAAGUUCAUAUGUGUUUAUACACUAAGGAAAACUUGCCAAAUGAAUCAAUACCCAGAAACAUAACUGAACAAUAUAAGUCUGAUGUAUGAAAAUCUUAACUGGAAUACAGUGUUGAAGAUGUUAUUACAGUGGGAUGAAUCUAAACAGUGUAAUGAAACUAAUCCCCAGUUAGGGUUAGAUGAAGCAUGUCUGAAAGUGAUAUCAUCAUCGCCUCAUUCUCUCACUCUCUGGACCCAGUCAGAAGAAUGUGAUAAGUGUGAUUUUAUUGAAGCUGCCAGGUUACCUGCAAAUGGCAGUGUGUCAGUGCUGUUGAAGACAACGUUUCCUAUAGAUUUGUAUGUUGAAAAUAACCAUUCAGAAUAUUGCUAUGAGGGAUAUAAGUUUGAAGAACACGGAAUAUAUGGCUGGAACAUCACAGGAGACAGUUGCUAUGGAAUAUACACAAUUCAAAGCCCUGAUAAACCUUAUAUACCAAUUGUGGUUGCUUUCUUCAUCUAUUUGGCAGCUUUCUUGUUGUUCAACAUUGGCCGAUGUAUAUAUUCAUCUGAAUGGGUAGCACAAAUAAGAGCACGAAAUGUGCCAUUUUCAGAGUUGGAGAGUGAUUUGGGAACUCCUAGUCCAACAGAUGUCCCAUCAUUAAUAUCCGAGGCUGUUACUGUUAUAAGGUCGAAAGGUCGCGUGAAGUCAUUGGAUGUAUUUCGAGGGAUCUCAAUUUCAAUAAUGAUAUUUGUCAACUAUGGAGGAGGUCAGUACUGGUUUUUCAAACACUCUCCAUGGAAUGGUCUGACAGUUGCUGAUUUGGUUUUCCCAUGGUUCCUCUGGAUCAUGGGUGCAAGCAUGGCCAUCUCCCUUCGUUCACACUUACGCAGAUCGCUGUCACGGAAACGUCUGUUCUUGAGAGUAUUGACGAGAUCCAUCACACUUGUGGCACUGGGUGUGAUACUCAACUCUAGUGGGAACAAGAAAAACGGCAUCACAAAUUUGAGACUGCCUGGUGUACUGCAACGUAUAGGACUUGCAUAUUUUGUUGUUGCAUUCAUCGAAACUGUGUUCAUGAAACCUCAAGGUUCCUUCCAGUAUGGUCGUUGGUUGGUGAUCCAAGACUUACUGGAUAGUUGGGUGCAGUGGCUUGUAGUACUUGCUCUCACUGCAACACACACUGUGCUGACAUUUUUAAUGCCUGUUCCUGACUGUCCCGUGGGAUAUCUGGGACCUGGUGGGCUUCAUAACCAUAGCUCCAGUCCGAAUUGUACUGGUGGAGCUGCUGGGUACCUUGAUCGAUUAGUAUUUGGAGAAAAUCAUAUCUACCAGCAUCCUACUUGCAAGUCUGUAUAUGAGACUGUGACACCAUAUGAUCCAGAAGGUCUUCUGGGAACUCUGACUUCAAUUCUCAUUGUGUACUUGGGUGUUCAAGCUGGAAGAAUUAUACUGUGCUACCACUACACAUUUUCACGCAUUGCCAGAUGGACUGUAUGGGCCAUGAUUACGGGCCUAAUUGCUGGAAUAUUGUGCAACUUCUCAAAGAAUGAUGGAAUCAUUCCAGUGAAUAAGAACUUGUGGUCCCUCUCGUUUGUUUUGGCUCUUGCAAGCAUGGCUUUUCUACUUCAGAGUGUUCUGUAUGUAGUUGUGGAUGCUAAAGGCUGGUGGUCUGGCAGUCCAUUGUAUUAUGCAGGUAUGAAUUCCAUUGUGUUGUACAUUGGACAUGAAGUUACAAAACAAAUGUUUCCCUGGAGCUGGCUACCAUAUUACCAUUCUCAUGAAGAGUACCUUGCCAUGAAUUUAUGGGGAACAACAUUAUGGAUGCUGAUUGCUUUUUAUCUCUAUAAAAGGAAUGUGUUUAUAACACUGUGAAUUGCAUGGUAAUGUAAGUGCAAGAAGUAUUUUACUUGCUGCACAUAAAGUUGUUCAGGAAUUAAUAUUCUUUGACACUGAGGUUAGUUAUUAACAUACAGACUGAUAUACAUAUAUUUGCUAUGUGUACUAUAUAGUUUUGUAAAGAAAAACUCCUUUAUUUUUUUUUUAUAUGUGGUACAAUAUUUUUAAGUACUUUACUUCCCAGGUGUUUGGGGUAUGAAUAGGUAUAUGUGAUUUACACUGAGUAGUUGGUGAUGAGUGUUAUAUGAUAUAUUGCUGUAGUACCAAACUUGCAAUUACUUAAUUAUUACAAAUAGUAUAUAUUAAUUUUAUUUAUGAAACUAAUACUGUGCUUCAGACACCCUUUCAUUGCUUAGAUUAAACUGGAAACUCUCAGGUAAUUGUGACAUGAUAUACCAAGGACAGAAUUGAAAUACAUAUCUAAACAUUUCAUAUCUUCCAGUAUUACAGUGGUUAUCCAGAAUUUUAAAAAUUGGGUGACAAAGAGUAUUUUUAAAAUUCUGAGCAGAGAACUGUGUGUGUGCAUGUAGAGAAAUUAUAAAGCUUCAGAGAAGAGAAAGGUCAUCAAUGUUAUCAUUAACAAUGUAUAAAUAAACUUAUGGAUGUGA